Molecule: messenger RNA, 1160 nt
Organism: Durio zibethinus
Lineage: Eukaryota; Viridiplantae; Streptophyta; Magnoliopsida; Malvales; Malvaceae
Product: cationic peroxidase 1-like
Biological process (GO): hydrogen peroxide catabolic process; response to oxidative stress
Molecular function (GO): peroxidase activity; heme binding
Source: RefSeq, a predicted model, not a curated record
UUGUCCAUGGCUUCCAAAUAUUCCUUUCCUUUUAGCAAGUUCAAAUUCUUCUCAGGUUUGUUUUUUAUUCUUAUCAAUGUGGCAUCUGCCCAAUUGUCCUCUAACUUUUAUGCAACAACAUGCCCUAAAGCACUUGCCACCAUUAAAUCAGAAGUGAAGUCUGCUGUAUCGAAGGAGGCUCGCAUGGGGGCUUCCUUGCUCCGUCUUCAUUUCCACGAUUGCUUUGUCAAUGGAUGUGAUGCAUCCAUACUGUUGGAUGAUACAGCAAAUAUAAAGGGAGAAAAAAAGGCUGGUCCAAACAAACAUUCAGUGAGAGGAUAUAAAGUAAUUGAUAACGUCAAGUCUCGAUUGGAGAGAUUGUGCCCUGGUGUUGUUUCUUGUGCUGAUAUUGUCGCAGUUGCUGCUCGUGACUCCGUUGUUGCCCUUGGAGGACCUAGUUGGACAGUUCUGUUGGGUAGAAGAGAUUCAACCACUGCAAGCUUCAAGGCUGCUAAUUCCAACCUUCCCUCUCCAUUUUUGAACCUUAGUGGCCUCAUCAAAGCCUUCUCAAAAAAAGGUUUCACUGCUAAAGAAAUGGUAGCCCUCUCAGGAUCUCACACCAUCGGGAAAGCUAGGUGCGUAAGCUUCCGCCCAAGAAUCUACAGUGAGAAAACGAUUGACUCCUCCUUUGCAACCUCGCUAAAAGCAAAGUGUCCACGCAGAGGAGGAGUCAACAACCUUUCUCCUCUGGACACAAGAAGUCCAACAUUAUUCGACAAUGCAUAUUUCAAGAAUUUGAAGAGCCACAAAGGAUUAUUACACUCCGACCAACAGCUCUUCAGUGGGGGUUCGACGGACUCUCAAGUUAAUGCUUACAGCUCCAACUUGGGAUAUUUUAGGACAGAUUUUGCCAAAGCAAUGGUAAAGAUGGGAAACCUUAGCCCACCCACGGGAAAACGAGGCCAAAUCAGGAAGAAUUGUAGGAAAGUCAAUUGAGUUGUCCAUCUUUUAGUGUUGAUAUUUCCCAUUUUUCAGUUUUCAAAUGGAAUAGAUGUUGGAAUAAAUGAAAAAUUGAAUGUUGUUCAUGUAAUUUAAGGUUUUUUUUGGCCAAUUGUAAUGAAAAUCAAUGUUCGUUUCAACUUGCACUUGCUGCAAUUGAAUAAAUUUGUUUAGUUUAGCAA